UGGCCCCGGGCGGGGUGCCGCACCGUACCGUACACUCUGCUGGGACACAGGCUUGGAUCGAUCCCGUGCAAUGAGAAGGAGAUGCAAGUUGUAUCUAUUCAGAGCUGCCCUCAUCAUAUCUUUGUGCGGCGUAACUGUCGUCUAUUGCCUGAGAAACGCACACUCCCAGACUGCACUGCUCUGUGCACAGCAAGAAGUGGGCUACUCAAGAGGCGAGACCUCAGGGACAUUCUCCCUGACUGCUGAUGAAGGCAACCACCUCAAGUACUCUCAGUUGCUUCAGGACAUCCUCAGAUCUUACCAGCAUUAUCACGGAGUCAGGAAAAAGGAGUUGGCAGCUGGGAACACCUCCAAGACCCUCACCUGGUACUGCAUCAAGGGUGCAGGUUGCAAUGGAAUUGGUGACAGGGUGAUUGGGAUGUGUGUGGCAUUCCUGCUGGCCGUGGUCACAAACAGAACGUUCUUUAUCCACCAGAGUGGUGCAGUUCAGAGCACAAUGUUCCUGGAGCCCAGUGCUAUUGACUGGAGACCAAUCCACAACUGUGUUGAACUUCGCCACGACCAGAUGCUAGCACAUUUUGGCCGCCCUAGCAACUUUCAAAAGAAUUGGCUAAUGGUGACAAUGAACUUUAGUUUGGAGCUAAACAGGCUCAGUGACUUUGACAGCAUCUAUAUAUCAGACAAAGAAGAGUUUUACGAAACCAUAAUGAGUAUUAGGCACUCUGUGAUAUACGAUAACCUAAGUCCACUGCACCGCAGACUCCUUCAAUCAAUUCUAGAAUCAGGAGCUGGUGAAAGUCUACACUCCUUUGGCACCGUGCUGCACCAGUAUCUCUUCCGUCUGCCACAGCGUGUGCAACAAAUGGGUCUUAUGAAACUGAAUGAGCUCAAACUUCAGCCACGUCGGUUUGUCACUGUUCACAUUCGCACGGGUUUCAAGAAUAGUAUGUUUGGAGAGAUAUUGCUAACCGAAGAAUUCUUUAAAGGAGAGAGAUUUGUACGGAGAAAAGACUCGUGGCGAAACAUGAUUGAUUGUGCAAUUAGGAUAUCUGAUUCAAGGUUUGGUAGAAAGAGCACAAUACUGGUGGCAUCAGAUGACAGAGAGCCAAAGAUCUGGGCAGCCUCCGAGUACAAGUCCAGGGUCACAAUGCUGGACAUUGACCCUGUUCAUGUAGCUAAUAAGCCAAUAUUGGGGGUUUUCAGGUCCAAAUCAAAGGAUGUGUAUCUGGAUACGUGGGUGGAGCUGUCCGUCAUGUCACAGUCAUCAGCCAUUGUGGGUAUAUACAGUGGCUUUGCUGAAGUGGCAAGUCAUGCGGGAUCUUUGGACCCUCGCUCUGUCUAUAUCUACAACAUUUCUCAGGAAACCUGUACCCACUUGACAUAGUAUUUAUAUCACUCUUUC
Messenger RNA from Geodia barretti, 1402 nucleotides. The record is from the annotation of a GenBank genome assembly. Lineage: Eukaryota; Metazoa; Porifera; Demospongiae; Tetractinellida; Geodiidae.